Messenger RNA from Microbotryum saponariae, 186 nucleotides. The record is from the annotation of a GenBank genome assembly. Lineage: Eukaryota; Fungi; Basidiomycota; Microbotryomycetes; Microbotryales; Microbotryaceae.
AUGGUCUUGGAACACGAAUUCGAAGAUAGGCUCUCGUACGUUCGCGACGUCGACGAAGGGAGGACACUCGUGGUUCGCCUCAUCCGAUCGUCUUGGUCGCACGACUCCCUAAACUUUCGAACGCGUUGUUCCUCGACAAACUGGAGAGACAUCCCAAAUCGCUGUAUACCAACCUCUGACACCUAA